This is a messenger RNA of Penicillium olsonii, 288 nucleotides long. Lineage: Eukaryota; Fungi; Ascomycota; Eurotiomycetes; Eurotiales; Aspergillaceae. The record is from the annotation of a GenBank genome assembly.
AUGAAGGUCGCCAUUAAGGAAUGGAAUGCCAUAGCCACCUGGCACUGGGACAUCCCUGAGGAUGAGGUCUGCGGUAUCUGUCGUGUUCAAUUCGAUGGCACUUGUCCGACCUGCAAAUUCCCCGGUGAUGACUGUGCCCUCGUGCAGGGGAAAUGCAACCACGCCUUUCAUAUGCACUGUCUUAUGACCUGGAUUGACCUGGAAACGUCCAAGGGCCUAUGCCCCAUGUGUCGGCAAAGUGCGCUCAUCCUCUCCUUGUUUCUUUGCCAGCUACUUCUUUUAUACUGA